Messenger RNA from Ceraceosorus bombacis, 4302 nucleotides. The record is from the annotation of a GenBank genome assembly. Lineage: Eukaryota; Fungi; Basidiomycota; Exobasidiomycetes; Ceraceosorales; Ceraceosoraceae.
AUGUCGCACAGGCCUCCUGACUCGAGCUACAUCGGCUUCCACUCCAGCCUGUCCGCAGGCGGUCCUUCUCGACCCUUUCACAACGCCCCUCGACCUUCCUUCUCAUCACCGCCUCCUGCCGCUGCUGGAUUCCAGCCAGGCCAGAUCAUUGCAUCACCGGCGCUCACGAGACCCUUGGCGCAGUUUGCAUCUUUUCAGCACGCCCAGCAUCCCACUCCUGUGACAUACCCACCUCCUCUACAAGCGCCGCGCCUACCUUUACCACUGACAGCGCGAGGGCCUGGCUUUGUGCCCGCACCACCAUCCUUUGCGCCAGCGCCACGACCACUGCAGCACAGCAGACACGACGUAUUUCGUCCUGCGCCCAGCUCAACCACUUUCUAUCAUCGACCGCAGCCACCUGGCUUCUUGCACUUUGCGCCGCCGCCCGUGUCGGACUUUGCCCCCUUCGAGCCAUCGCUGGUCCCCAGACCCACUUGGAGGCCACCUGGACCUAUAUUGAAUCCAAGCUUUCGCGCCGAUUCUGAAUCGUCCGGUCUGCAGGAACCUUACGCGAUCCCAGCAGAGAUUGCAAAGGAGCGACGAAGGUCGGCUACGAUCUCGGUCAACUCGCGACACUCUGCGCAGGCUCCCAGCUUUCACUUUCACGCUACUUCGCCCUCUUUGGUUGCGCCGCACCAAGCAGAGUCGUUUCGAAAGCCUCGACGAUUGCAAGACAUGUCUUUCGCAGGCGGCGUAGCCUUCUCAUCCGCGCCCAACCACUUUGCAGCAGCGCCGGGCAGCUCGAGCUCAAGUAACUGUGCCAGCACAUCGCAAAUUGCCUGGCGAGGGCAAGAGGCGCAUACACUCGCAGCAUCCCGAACACGGAGAAGGAGCUCGCUCGGUAGGCAGUCUGUUGGAGCAGUCUCGGAGCACACGCAAGGGCCACUACACGCCUCGGUUGCCUCUGCGCUCUUGGGUGAACCUCGGCAAGCUUUCGCAAACCAAGCCGCUGGACUCGUACUGACGCAGAUGAGCUCAGGGAUGGAUGAACGUGCUUCUUUCAGCGGGUUGAACGGCUCGCCAGGAGGCUUCGGGGACGGCGGCGACGAUCGAGGAGGUGGUGCGCGGGAUCGCGGGUCGGGAGGAGAUGCCAGUGGGUCGCAAAGCCGGCGCGAAGGAAGCGGCGGUGGAGAUGGAGGAGGCGAGGAUGGCGAUGCGGUUGCACAGGAAAAGGAAAAGGCAAGAAAGGCGAAUCCGCUCGUCGAUCUCAUCGAGACGGAGACCGCGUACGUGAGCGAGCUGAGCAAGAUCAUCAGGGUGAGUGAGCGCGUGUACGAAGCGCGGCUUUUUGCGAGAGCAAGCAGUUGCUAAGAUGGUGCCUCGGGUCCCUUCAGCGCGUUGCCGCAGCAUGGAGUCGCUCCAACUUUCCUCCUCCCGAACUGGAUACCAUGUUUCGCAAUGUCGAGUCCAUCUACCGCAUCAAUCGCGGCUUCCUAAAGGUGAGUGUGGCGUGCAUGCGCUCCCUUGCUGCUUUCAAGCUGAGCGCGUGCCUCUCUACAUUCCAGUCUCUUCGCGAAAUUGGACCCAAUCCUUCGUCUCCCAGAGCGCUCGGCGACCUGCUCAUGCGAUGGGUGAGUUUGGGGCGAUCGUCCAGCGCGUCGAUUCCCGCUGACACUAGCUGUCUGCACAACAGAUCGACGACCUCGAAGCGCCUUACAUGCGAUACUGCGACAACUAUUUCACAGAUUUUGACACCUGGAAUUCCGUUCAAUCCAAUCCAAAGCUCCCACAGCUGCUCAAGGAAGUCUCAGAGUCCACCCUGCCAGAUGGCUCGCCCGUAGUCUUUUCAGAUCGAAAGCGCAAGCCAGGGGAUGUGUGGACGCUUGACGACUUGUUCGCAUUGCCGCAGCUUCGUCUCAAGUACUACAAGAAGCUCUACUCUCGCCUACUUAAGAGCACGCAAGCUGGCCGCAGCGAUCAUCGCCUCCUUGUCAGCGCCAACGACAAGCUGGAUGAGCUGUUGGAGCGCUCCAAGAAGCGCAUCGCGAUGAGCGUGCUCGAUGAGGGCCCCAUGCCUCGCAGUCGCGAGAGCCUCGAGAGCUCGACGGGCAACACAACAAAUGGAACGCACGAGUGAGUCUUCUCUCUGUCGAGUGGGUGGUGGCCCAAAGCAGCGCUGCAGCUCAUAGUCGCCUCGCCUCGCCUCGCCCUCGUUUCAGCAGCACGUUUCCCACGCCUAAUCGCGUGUCUUCGGCCACGUCUGCUUCUGGUGAUCGUGAAGAGAAGCCGCCCGUGCCGAAGAGCCCUCUGGCCAGUCCUGGUUUCGCUCCAACUCGCCCCGCGCCGGCAGCCGAGCAAGUCACUGCCUCCAUCUCAUCUGCUCCGAGAUCGCCACCCGUCGCGCGACCAGAAGCGCCAAAGCCAAAUGUCGUGCGCGACAGCGAUGGAGCGUCUGCGGACAUUCUCGAGACGCGUCUGGAUACAGCACGGACGCUGGACAUUUUCACCAUGAGGCCAAAGGUGAGUGGCCGCAUCGUUCGCAGCUCACGCGCUCCUGCUCACGCGAUGCUUGGCCCCCCUCUCAGAAAUGCCAACUUCGCAUGAAUACGCCAGGUCUUCCCUUUACGCGAUCUUUGCGCAAGGGCGGAGACGUCAUGAUGCGCUUCACGCCCAAUUCCACUGGCAGAGAGGUGGUUAUCCACCGAGCCUACAUCUUCCUGCUUACGGAUUUGUUUUUGAUUUGCGAGCGUAUGACACCGAGCGAAAGAGCGGGCAAUCCGGCGACGGACAUGUGGCUGCUGUACCCUCCCCUGGCCGGCAAGCACCUGCGCGUGUCACCUGAUCAGUCUGGUGAGUGGCCACCACGACUCUUGCUGGCGGGGCGAAAAUCUGCUAAAUCCGCUGCACCUUUCUGCUCAUGCAGGUCAAGGAUUCUCGAUUCUGAUCCUCAAGAAAGAGACGCUGCACAUCAGAGUCGAUUCUAGACAAGACCGCGACGACUGGUUGGCGCAGUUCGACGAGUGCUUCAAUUUCACCGCUGGCAUGGGGCUGAAGGUGCAGACCGGAAGUGCUCUCCAGCCCGGAGUCGCUUCAGGCAACGGACCCCCCGUACUCUCUCCUUCCAUCUCGGUCACGCCUUCGUCGAUGAACAACCUGUCGGCGGUGGAAAGCGCUCUGAACGACGCAUUUUCCCCCCACACUUCUCUCGCCUCGAGCCUCGGUCGCGAAGGCUCCUUUAGCUCGGUCCAAUCGUUUCCGAAGUCGACGCAGCCUCCCGCAAAUGGAGUUGGCUCUCCGGAUCUUCGCAUUCCACCAACAUCGAGUCCCAUGUCUGGUGCUACACGGACCCCUUCGCCGAACAGCGCAGGUUUUGGUCCGCGUCCUGGAGGACCGAGCGGUCCGGGCAGAGCGCCGGUGGUCAACGGCAGGCCGCAAUAUAACGGGACGAAUGGAAGCCCGCCAGUCAGGCCCCAGCAGGGUGGACAGCCCUUCUCACCGGGCGCUUUGAGUCCAGUCACAUCUCCGCCGUUUGGCGCGCAAGCUGGAGGUAAUCAGAGACCAGGCCGUCCGCCCCCGCUCAUGGCCAAUGGGCAAAAUGGUCGCCCUCUUGGUCCCGGUCCCGGUCGUGGUGGUCCUGGCCCUGGCCCUGGACCUGGACCUGGCCCGAACGCCGGCUUCAAUGGACCGCGGCGACCGGGGUACGGGCCAGGCGGUCCAGGACCACGAGGUGGGCCGGGCUUUCCCCCAACCGGUCGACCCCAAGAUCGCGACAAUAUGCGCAGGCCGUCAGCUCCAAACCUUCGCAGUCCUCGCGGAGACAGCAACGGCUUCGACGAUCUGCCUCCUCCGCCGGGGCGAACGCGUUCGACUUCGAGCGCAGAAGGGCCCGCCAAGCUCCCCAGCGCAUUUUUGCAGGAUCCCAGUGUGAGGAGACACGAAUCUUUCAGUCCUCCUGGAAGUCCGACCCUAAAGAGGAGAGGGCCCUCUACGAGCACGGUGAGCGCCCAGAUGCGCUGCAGACUCUACCUCAAGCAGAAUCACGCACAGUGGAAGUCGCUCGGAGACGCGAGGCUGAAAGUGUUUCACAUUCAGCCGGACGAGACGCGCCAAUUGGUGGUGGAAAACUCGAAAAAGGUGCUGGUCAGCUCGCUGAUCAUGCCCGACUCGGUGGAACGCGUCGGCAAAGUCGGCGUCGCUGUAGAGGUCAGCGAUGCGUCUGCGGGUGACGGCGAAUUGUCUCGCACUGGUAUCAUCUACAUGCUGCAACUUCGAAGCGAAGACAGCUGCGCAGGCUUGUAUGGAGAGCUGAAGGGGAUGUAG